AUGAUCGAUACGAGGCUAUCCUUCCGCGAGCACCUAAUGUUUGCUAGCACAAAGGCCACCACAGCGGUGAGAGCAGUCGGCAGAUUAAUGCUGAACCACAGGGGUCCGAAGCAGGCGAGCAGGCUGCUGCUGUCCAGCGUAGCUAGAGCCAGCAUGCUCUAUGCGGCACCAGUCGCCUUUAGGACGGUGUCCGACCAGGCUGCGUUGGUCCGAGCUGGGACUCCACCGCUUGACCUGCUGGCAACGGAGAGGGCCAGUAUCUACGGCCAGUCAAACGGCAGGACGCUGACGCAUCGUGAGAAACAGGUGUUUCGCUCCGCGGCGAAAGACGCCACAUCUGCAGCGUGGCAAAUGCGAUGGGAGUCAACGUCCAAGGGAAGAUGGACGUGUCGCCUGAUUCCCCACCUGGGCUGCUGGCUGAAGAGGAAGCACGGCCAGGUAAAUUUCCACCUGACCCAGAUCCUCAGCGGCCACGGCUGCUUCCGGAACUACUUGCGGAGAUUCGGCCAUGAGGAAGCUGAUAACUGCACGCACUGUCAAGGACAGUUGGAGGAGACGGCAGAACCUUCAGUUUUUAGCUGUGUGAGAUUUGCCGGUGAACGAGAUACGCUGGAGGCCAGGCUGAGAAGCACCAUCUCAGUGGAAACGUUGGUUCCACUGAUGCUAAUGUCCGAAGAGAACUGGCAGGCCGUGUCGGACUUCGCAGCGAAAGUAAUUACGGAGCUCCGAGCGGAGGAGAGACGUAGAUACAGCGAGGCAACAUAG
This is a messenger RNA of Drosophila kikkawai, 765 nucleotides long. RefSeq lists its product as uncharacterized. The record is from RefSeq and is a predicted model, not a curated record. Lineage: Eukaryota; Metazoa; Arthropoda; Insecta; Diptera; Drosophilidae.